Molecule: messenger RNA, 2574 nt
Organism: Loa loa (African eye worm)
Lineage: Eukaryota; Metazoa; Nematoda; Chromadorea; Rhabditida; Onchocercidae
Exons: 16
Coding region: 1-2574 (857 amino acids)
Biological process (GO): negative regulation of transcription by RNA polymerase II; cell differentiation; positive regulation of transcription by RNA polymerase II
Molecular function (GO): RNA polymerase II cis-regulatory region sequence-specific DNA binding; zinc ion binding; nuclear receptor activity
Source: RefSeq, a predicted model, not a curated record
AUGUCAUCAUCAUCAUCCUCAUCAUCAUCAUCAUCAUCAGCAACACCAGCAGCAGUAGUAUCAGGAACAGGAUCAGAAAUGACACCAUCAUCACAGGACAAUUAUAUGCAAUGGAAUAUCUUCAAACUUUAUGCUAAGCAGCAAAUGAAUACACCAGAUGAUCCGGUAAUUCAUAGUCCGGGAUCGAUGCAUAAUGGACCAACAACAAUAACACCAACAGUAGCAGCUACAGCAGGAGCAGUUAUUUCUAAUUCUGGUACAGAAAUUUUAUCGGGUGAAAAUACAGUAACGACAGGUACGGGUACAGGUACUGGUAGUGGUACACUAGUUGGUGGACCAGCAACAACGGUAACAGCAGCUAAUGCAGCAGUACGAUGUAAUGGUGGUUCCGGUAUUACAGUAACGGUAGCUCCGGGUUCAUUGCCGGCAGUUGCUGCAGGCAAUCUUUUGCGAUUAUUGAAGGGUGGAUUGUCUGGUGUAGGUUUAAAUAUGAUGGAUGAUUUAACAAUGAAUACUGGUACUGUACGUCAAAGUGCUUCAUCUAGUGGAUGCUGUUCACCAAAUAUUGAAACUGGCGCUGAUGAAGCUCGACGUCGUCAAAAAACGUGUCGCGUAUGUGGUGAUCAUGCAACGGGUUAUAAUUUUAAUGUUAUCACAUGCGAAUCAUGUAAAGCUUUCUUCAGAAGGAAUGCUCUAAGACCUAAGGAAUUUAAAUGUCCUUAUUCGGAUGACUGUGAUAUCAAUUCGGUAAGCCGACGAUUUUGCCAGAAAUGCCGGCUACGGAAAUGUUUUGCUGUUGGUAUGAAAAAAGAAUGGAUUUUAAAUGAAGAACAAUUAAGAAGGCGGAAGAAUUCACGUUUAAAUCAUAUGCAACAACAACAAAAUCGUAAUACAAAUACAAAUAAUAGUGGUACAACAAAUGCUAUCACAAAUACAAGAAAAUUAUCAACACCAAUGAGUAUUGCUACCUCGAAUCAACCAACUAAUACUACUUCAUCAUCGAGUACAUCACCAGCUAUGUUUAGUACAGCUCAGAUGAUCCAUCGCAGGGAAUCAGAUUCGACCCUUGUUAAUCCAUCUGUUGUUCAUACGAUGCUAAGUCCUACUAAUUCAACAGUUUCACCCUCAGUGCUAUCUUCCUCAUCACCUGAUUCACCUACACAUAGUGCUCUAAUUGGUCUACCUCAACUGGAUACAAGCAGCGAUGCUUACGAAUCAAAUUUGAUGCGUUUACAACGACAACAAGCAGCUGUAGCUGCUGGUGCAGCAUAUGCAAAUUUACGACGAAAUGGUUGUGGUACAGGAAUGUUACCACCAAAUUCAACAUUAUCAUCAUUAGCUCGGGCUAAUGAUGCUUUCUCACCAAAAGGUCCAGAACCACAUGUAACAAUGUCAAUGGAUGAAUAUCAAGCAUUGGUAAAAGCAGCUAAAGCAGGUGGUGCUAUGGUACCACCGGUUCCAUCAUCAAGCUCUGAUCCAUGUUCUUCUCAAUCUAUUUCCAAUACAUUGGAUGAUAUCAAACGUAAUAUUUAUUCACCAAUUGAGCAUGAAACAUCAAUGAACAUUGGAAAUAGUCAUGGUAUCAUACGACCAUCAUUAAUUCAAUGCACACCGAUCACAGAUUAUACAGAAUUGAAUGCAGCAUCAGCUAAUUUACCACGAGCAACAUAUAAAUUAACACCGGAUAUGGAUAAAAAAGUAAAAUAUAUGCACGAUACGAUACACGAUGAGCUGAAUAAUGAUUCAUCAAAAUUGUGCACUGAACGUGAAACUUUGAAAGCUCGUUUUUACGUUCCUUUAAAGAUUGAACAAACAAUUUAUCAUGAAGGUGAUUCUCGACUUAAUUACCAACUUAAUUCAGCCGAACUUCGCGCAUUGGAUAUUGUUCGAGAUGCAUUUGCUUGUAUGAAUGAACCAAUUGAAGAUCCACGAAAAGCGGCAUAUUUGAAGAAGACUGCUCAUGAUCCCACUGAUAUCCUUAAUAUCAUUGAUAUCACAAUGCGAAGAUUGGUUAAAAUGGCUAAGAAGUUACCAGCAUUCAAUGAUCUAUCACAAGAUGGAAAAUUUGCACUGCUAAAAGGUGGAAUGGUAGAAAUGUUGACGAUGCGUGGUGUAACACGUUUUGAUAUGGAUCGGAAAUGUUGGCGGACACCAGUUGUUCCUGAAGAAAGUAAGAUAUCAUUGGAAAUGUUUGAUCAAUUAAAGGAAGGUCUUCGUGAUCGACAAAAAGACGGAUUUUUAAAAUUUUGUGAAUCGUUACAUCCGGAUCUUCGAAAUAAUGAGCUUGCUAUUGAUUUAAUUGUUCUCAUUCUGUUAUUUGAUCCAAAUCGUGAUGCGUUACUGGAUCCGACUGAUCGUAUUACUGUUGUCAGGCAUUGUCAAGAAUAUCAAGCUCUUUUGCAUCGUUAUAUGGAAUCAAUGUAUGGUCAUGAAGCUCAUUUACGUUAUGAACAUUUACCGGAAUCAUUGAAAAUUUUGAGGACGAUUAGCCAGAAUGCAGUAACUCUAUUCCUGGGACGUGUUGAUCCUAAUCAAUCUGAAGCACUUCCAAAAGAAUUCUUCAAAACUACUUAG